Messenger RNA from Nicotiana tabacum (common tobacco), 402 nucleotides. Its product is annotated as auxin-responsive protein SAUR68-like. Lineage: Eukaryota; Viridiplantae; Streptophyta; Magnoliopsida; Solanales; Solanaceae. The record is from RefSeq and is a predicted model, not a curated record. Gene Ontology annotation, biological process: response to auxin.
AUGGCAAGGAGAUGGCAGAAGUUUGCAGCCAACCAGAGGAAGAGAAUUUCUUUUCCAAGAUCCGAUUACAAUGAUGCCGAAAAUUGUAGCACAUCAUCUUCUGUAGUUGCUAAAGGGCAUUUUGUGGUCUAUACAAUUGAUCAGAAGCGAUUUGUGGUUCCUUUGGCUUAUCUACAACAUGAGGUAAUCAGACAACUGUUGCACAUGUCUGAAGAAGAGUUUGGACUUCCAAGUGAUGGCCCUAUCACUUUACCGUGUGAUGCCUUAUUCUUGAAUUACAUCAUAUCACUCAUCAGAAGAGGUGUAACUGUAGAUCUUCAGAAUGCUUUGCUUGUAUCAGUUGCUUCGAGCCGAUGCUCAUCCGUUCUAGAACAAAGAAACCCCCAAGUGCUAGUUUAUUGA